This is a messenger RNA of Cyprinus carpio (common carp), 3425 nucleotides long. Its product is annotated as dual oxidase 1-like. The record is from RefSeq and is a predicted model, not a curated record. Gene Ontology annotation, molecular function: calcium ion binding; peroxidase activity; heme binding. The transcript is spliced from 25 exons. The coding region runs from base 151 to 3264 and encodes 1037 amino acids. Lineage: Eukaryota; Metazoa; Chordata; Actinopteri; Cypriniformes; Cyprinidae. Gene Ontology annotation, biological process: response to oxidative stress.
GAUGGGUGGUACAAUAAUUUGGCAGAUCACGAUCGAGGGGCUGCAGAUGCAGCACUGGUCCGUCUCUUUCCGGCGCAGUACACAGAUGGCGUUUAUCUGCCCCGACAGGAACCGCACCUGCCCAACCCCCGCCAGAUAAGCAACAUAGCAAUGAGUGGCCAAUCUGGUCUCAUGUCCUACAGGAACAGCAGCGUUCAGUCUGUGGCCUUCGGUUACCAUGUGUGGUCUGAGAUCUCAGAAACACGAAGACCUGGUUGCCCACCUGAGUUCAUGCAUAUUAAAGUCCAAAAAGAAGAUCCCGUCUUUGGCUCUAACUCUUCACAGCCGGUCCUGCUUCAGUUCCAGAGAGCAGAGUGGGAUCCGAGCACGGGCAAAAGUCCCAACAAUCCCCGCACACAGGUGAACCACGUGACAGCAUGGAUAGAUGGCAGCUCCAUCUAUGGAUCGUCCAGCUCAUGGUGUGAUGCCUUGAGAACGUUUUCCAAAGGACUGCUGGCGUCAGGCUCCUCAAAGGACAUGCCCCGGCGCAGCAGCAGCGGUUACCUCAUGUGGAGCGCGCCGGACCCCAGCACCAGCCCCGGCUCACAGGAGCUCUACGAGUUCGGGAAUGCCUGGGCCAAUGAGAACAUCUUUACGGUCACUGAGGGAAUUAUUUGGUUUCGUUACCACAACUACCUGGCCUCCAAACUGCAUGAGGAACACCCCUUUUGGUCAGAUGAAGAGCUUUUCCAAAAUGCCCGAAAGAGGGUUAUUGCCACAUUUCAGAAUAUUGCAUUCUAUGAGUGGCUGCCGGCCUAUCUUGGAACUCCAGUGACUCCCUAUCCAGGUUACCAGAAAUAUGUUGAUCCAGGGAUCUCUGCUGAGUUUGAAGCUGCUGCUGUGAGGUUUGGACUGACUCUUCCUCCACCUGGUGUAUAUAAAAGAAACAGGACAUGUCACUACAAAAGUGCUGUGAACAGCGACGCAAGUAAAUCUCCUGCCCUGCGUCUAUGCAACACCUUCUGGAACCGAAAUAACCCAAACCUGCAGUCCAGUCAGGAUGUGGAUGAGCUAAUAAUGGGCAUGGCUUCUCAGAUCGCUGAGCGAGAGGACAACAUCAUUGUGGAGGAUUUGAGAGACUACAUGUACGGCCCCUUGCGGUUCUCACGCUCUGAUGCAGUGGCUUUGACCAUCCAGAGGGGGCGUGAUUUUGGGCUGCCCAGUUAUAACCAGAUCAGAGAGAGCCUCAACAUGCGGCCGGUCAACAGCUGGGACGAGAUCAACCCUAAACUGAAAAACACACAGCUGUUAAGGAAGCUUGUAGAGUUAUAUGAGAAUGAUAUCUCCAGACUUGAGCUAUUUGUGGGCGGCCUGCUAGAAUCACAGGAAGGACCAGGUCCAGUGUUUUCCACCAUCAUCCUGGACCAGUUUGAACGCAUAAGGAACGCUGAUCGCUUCUGGUUUGAGAACAUACAAAAUGGGUUGUUCACUGAGGAGGAGAUCCAAGCUAUACGUAACACCACAUUUCAUGAUGUCCUUCUGGACGUUACCAGUGCAGAGGAGGGUGACAUUCAAAAGAAUGUGUUCUUCUGGGUGAACGGUGAUCCCUGCCCCCAGCCUCAGCCAAUCAGAGCCUCUGAUCUCCACCCCUGCACAAACGCCUCCUCUAUGAGUUACUUUGACAACAGCAGCAAAGCUGGGUUUGGAGUAACGGUGGUGGUGCUCUUCCUGUUUCCUGUUGUAAGCUACAUAGUAGCUUGUGUAGUUGCUCGUGUCCGGACAGCCAGAUACAAACGAUUCCAAAAGAAGCUCAGAGGUUCUACCACAGACCAGAAACCUGCACAUGAAACUGUUGCCAAAGAGUGGUUGGGGCACAAUGCAGCACCCCGACAAGUCACACUUGCGUUCAACGAGAAGAAAGUAUUCCAGACCUUUGAUGAAAACGGCUCUCUUCUCAGUUCUCACAGCUUGUGCAAUCAAGACCACCUGAAUGUGUUAAUAUCCAAUGACCACCAGCAUCGUGCUCUGCUCUUGAGGAUCCCCAAAGAGUAUGAUCUGGUUUUGUUCUUUGAGGAUGUUGGACAGAGGUCAAAGUUCCUGAGUCACCUGCGCUCUGAGCUGGAGGGCAAAAUUCAGAAUCUGACCGUGAUGGAAAUGAGUGAGAAAGAGCUUCUUAGAGAUGCAGUGACCAGAACACAGAGGGAAAAGAUUGUGGAGACGUUUUUCAAGCACGCUUUUUCAAAGGUCUUGGACAUUGAUAAAAGUGAUGCAGGAGACUUGAGCAACAGGACCAGAGAAGCUUUACAGUGUGAGCUCACACGAGCUGAAUUCGCCAGUGUGCUCGGCCUGAAGCCUGACUCGCUCUUUGUAGAGUCCAUGUUCACACUGGCUGACAAGGAUGGAAAUGGAUACCUUUCAUUUCAGGAGUUCCUAGAUGUUAUUGUCAUUUUCAUGACAGGUACUCCCGAGGAGAAGUCUAAGCUUUUGUUUUCAAUGCAUGACAUUAAAGGAGAUGGCUUCUUGUCCAAGGAAGAGUUCACGUCCUUACUCAGGUCUUUCAUUGAUAUCUCUGGAAGUGCUCUAUCUAAGAGUCAGGCUGAUGAUGGCAUAGCAGCCAUGCUUCAGGCAGCUGGUCUGUACAACAAAGAUUGCUUCUCCUGGGAGGACUUUCACUUUCUGCUGCGAGACCAUUCAGCUCAACUCAGUAUUAAAGGCAUGGAAGUACUCGGUAAGAAAAAACUAGCCAGACAACAGCGAGUAUCUUUCAUUAAGAAAAAUAGUCCUUCAACAGUGGAAGAGCUUACUCACAGGCCUGAGGGGGAGCAAGACCAGGAACUUCGUCAAAGACAGACCAAGAAAACUGGACAAAGCAACCCGAAAGUGUACGUGAGGCCUCAGAGAGAGCGCUACAACAGGAACGCAGUGCAGCAAUGCAUCCAGCAGUUCAAACGCUUCAUAGAAAACUACAGAAGACAUAUCAUUUGCAUAGUCGUUAUAUACGGGAUCACAGCUGGACUAGCACUGGAAAGAUGUUUCUAUUAUGGUUUACAGGCCCAUGCCAGUGGCAUCCCAGAGACCUCCAUGGUGGGUGUGCUCGUGUCUCGCGGUUCUGCGGCCGCGAUCUCCUUCCUGUUUCCCUACAUGCUCCUCACUGUGUGCCGUAACCUGAUAACCAUGUGCAGAGAGACUUUUCUCAACAGAUACAUCCCAUUCGAUGCGGCCAUUGACCUUCACCGUCACAUGGCUAUGACUGCUGUCGUCCUCUCAGGUCUGAGCUUCCAAUGAAAUGGACCUUCUGGUUUUUCAAGACAGUUCCUGGUCUCACUGGGGUUCUUUUGCUAUUGAUUUUUGCCUUUAUGUAUGUCUUCGCCUCACACUAUUUCAGACACAUCAGCUUCAGAGGAUUCUGGAUCACACACCACCUAUAUGUGCUCGUCUAUGUCCUG